Messenger RNA from Lactuca saligna, 507 nucleotides. The record is from the annotation of a GenBank genome assembly. NCBI's taxonomy places the organism in Eukaryota, Viridiplantae, Streptophyta, Magnoliopsida, Asterales, Asteraceae.
AUGAAAAUCGGAGGAAGCGGUGAAGGGUGGUGGUUGGAGGAGGCGAUGAAUAAGAUGAACGAGGAGGAUCAAUAUGAGGGUGGUUUGGAAAAGGUUGGAAUGGAGUUGGGGAAAAGGAAAGUUAAAGGUAUGCUUCUCGAUAGAGAUUAUUUGGUUGUUACCAGGAUAAAUGGAAUUGGAGGCAGUGGGAAAACUACUUUAGCCAGAGAAAUUUAUAGAGACGAUGAAGUGCAAAGUUACUUUAAUAAUGAGAUCUUGUUCCUGAAUGUACAACAACUAAGGCAAUAUAUUUGGGGGUUUCUUUCAAGAAGCAAAUUCAAUGGAAGUUCUGACAUAGCCCCCCAAUGGCCACGUAAUCAAUAUAGCCAUCGGAACACAAUGACACCCACCCUGGUAGUUUUGGAUGAUGUUUGGUUAGAUCAAAUUCUCCAUCAGCUUAUCUUCAAUAUUCAUGGUUGCAAAACUCUUGUGGUUUCUCAUAUCAAGUUUCCAUCUAUUAUUCUGUAA